Mastomys coucha (southern multimammate mouse) is the source of this 2738-nucleotide messenger RNA. It is a transcript of the gene Rnf183, whose product is annotated as ring finger protein 183. Gene Ontology annotation, molecular function: ubiquitin protein ligase activity. Bases 365 to 937 code for a protein of 190 amino acids. The record is from RefSeq and is a predicted model, not a curated record. Gene Ontology annotation, biological process: protein ubiquitination. Lineage: Eukaryota; Metazoa; Chordata; Mammalia; Rodentia; Muridae. The transcript has 2 exons.
AGCGCUUCUCUUCAAGGCUGUGCGAAAGGCCCUCUCUGGGAUUGUUGACUGUCCCUGUCCUAAAGGGUUGCCUACUUUGGCUGCAGCUGCCAAGUUAAAAGGGGAGGUGACAAGGAGGCUUGGGGAAGUUUUGGUAGUCAGAUCUUUUAGGUGUUGGCGGCAAGCGGAGCACAUGUCAGGCAGCUCCGUGUGCAAGGAGGAGAUGCCAGCCUUUUAGAAAAGAAACGAGGGCCCAAGAGAGAGGAAACCCAGAAGACUUGUCCUCAUGGUGAUCUAGAAAGAGGAAACUGUCACCCUUUCCUUUCCAAUCUGGUGAUUUCAGGGCAUCCUCGUGAGGUGCUGGCUCCCUGUAUGUGAUCAGAGGAUGAGCGAGCCACAGGGCCAGGAGCUCAGAGCUGAGUGCCCUGUCUGCUGGAACCCAUUCAACAACACAUUCCACACCCCCAAAGUGCUAGACUGCUGUCACUCCUUCUGCGUGGAAUGCCUGGCCCACCUCAGCCUGGUGACCCCGGCCAGGCGCCGCUUGCUCUGCCCACUCUGUCGUCAGCCCACCGUGCUGGCUUCAGGACAACCGGUCACUGACUUGCCUACAGACACUGCCAUGCUGACCCUCCUCCGCCUAGAGCCCCAUCAUGUCAUCCUCGAGGGCCACCAGCUCUGUCUCAAGGACCAGCCCAAGAGCCGCUACUUCCUGCGUCAGCCUCGGGUCUACACUCUGGACCUUGGCCCUGAGCCUGGAAGCCAGACUGGGUUCCCUCAGGACACAGCUCCUGACACCAGGCCGGUGCCCAUCCCUAGUCACUAUUCUCUCAGAGAGUGUGUCCGUAACCCUCACUUCCGGAUCUUUGCCUAUCUGAUGGCUGUCAUCCUCAGUGUCACCCUGCUGCUCAUCUUCUCCAUCUUUUGGACUAAGCAGUUCUUUUGGGGCAUGGGGUGAGCACUCUGUGUUCUAGGACAAGAACAGAGCCUUUCUCAGUGGUUGCUGGACCGGGGACUACAGAGCAGCCUUUGGUGUUACCUUUCUUGUAGUAUUGCUCAUUUUACAGCCCAGGUAUCGGCGAGGUCUGCCUCGGAGAACAGAGAAGGCCCGACAGGAAGAGAAGAGCUAAAGGGCCAGGGACCUGAUCAUAAACUAUGGGGUCAUGAAGGGUAGAGAAGCAGUUCCGUGGCUACAUAGUGAGUUGUGCCAAAGAGCUAGACAACACCACCCAGACAUCAACUAGUUGAGAGAGCUUGUAGCAUCUUUCACUGGAGCCGUGUUGAGCUGUUUGUGUGUUGCUAAUACUUCUGGAAAGUGUUUCAAUUCUGUGGGCCCAUGUGCUUGUGUCCCCUUUCAGCUUUUUCUGAUUCUUGCCACCGUUUCCAGUAAAGCUAGCCUGCAUUCUUUAAGUCAUUGAUUUUUUUUUUUUUCCUUCCUCAACCUUUACUGGGCAGACUGAGAGGAAAGAAAAGACAGAAUGAUCCAGAGGUGGUGGGUAACCCUCGGGGAAGGGAGGGUGUACAGGGUGACAUCUUCAGAUGGAGUGAAGAAAUGAAUCUAAAGGUGAAGGAAGCCAGGAUGGCUGGGAAGAACUUGGGGUUGAGGUAGAGGUCUCUAUUCCUCCCAGUCAAUGCUUGCAGGACAGAUGGAGCCUUGCUCAGCUCCAUAGCUCUGGUCUCAAAAGGUAAGGCAGACACACCAGGGAAGAGGUAAUGCUUCAGCUGCAUCUCAGGCUUGAGCAGUAUGGAGCACAGGCCACUACCUUGGUUUUCUCUUCAUAGGAUAGAACCUAAAAUUUAGCCCAGCCAGCAGCUGCUUGACACUGUGCCACAUACAUGCUGCUUCUUUGGUUCGGGCAUGUCCUGGCGUCCAACUCUGAAGCAAUCUCAAAGUGUCUAAAACACAAUUAGAAAAAGACAUCUUAGCCAGGGCUACACAGAGAAACCCUAUCUCAAACAAACAAACACCCCCCCCAAAAGAAAGUUUUUGUUUUAUUUUUUUCACCAGCCAGGUCCUACGUCCUGAAGGGUUAAUAGCACACAACAGUGCUGGGGACAUUUCUGAAUCAAAUCCUAGCAAGCAGUCUCACCCACUUACAGAACAUCGAGAAACACAAUGGUAGCACCUUCACUGGGUGUGCUUAGGGAUGGAGACCUGCCACUGUGCCUAAGAAAUAUCAUUAUCCUAAGAUUCAAAUAGGUUAAGUAGCAACAAUAGGCUCCAGGUCAAGACACAGGAGUGGGACAAGUCCAUUGUUCAUGAAGUCAGACAGCGAUUUGUCCAUGGCAUCCAUAAGGCGGAAAGGUGGAAAGGCUGAUUAGCCAGCAACCAGGCCACAUGCCCAGUCCUGGUCUUGCCAGUGGCUAACAUUCCCCAUAAAGCAUUGUGAAAUCGCUUCACACAGGCUCACGUGGUUCCACUGCUUACAGCUAGGUAGAGUCCACCCAGCAUCUUAAAAGAAUGAGUUCUCUUAGUGUGCCUGAUGCACCACCUAGGGAGGGUUAAGUGACAGUGGUUCUGCCAUUCAGAAUCCACUAUUUUCUUACAAUGGUUGAAGAAAUGGAUUAUUUCCCCCGGUACUUGCUCUGCUUAAGGCUUAUGUGGAACAUUUCCAACUUGAAUGAUCUCUUGGGUCAACCAAAAAUUAAGUUCCUAGUAAGGUUCAGACCAAAGAAACCAAAACUCGGUGGUGUGCCUGAUCCCGAAUGCAGAACACUAUGCCAAGUCUCGUCAUUUUACAAAUACCACAAGUCUAGAA